Metarhizium album ARSEF 1941 is the source of this 1695-nucleotide messenger RNA. RefSeq lists its product as uncharacterized. The transcript has 3 exons. The record is from RefSeq and is a predicted model, not a curated record. The coding region runs from base 1 to 1695 and encodes 564 amino acids. NCBI's taxonomy places the organism in Eukaryota, Fungi, Ascomycota, Sordariomycetes, Hypocreales, Clavicipitaceae.
AUGACCAAAUCACUCAAGAAGGCGGCUCAGAGCAAGGCAGUCGAGGAAUACAAAAAGACCACGACUCGCCGGCGUGUAUCUUUGACUUCUAUUAGCAGCUCUGCGACGCUGAGCUCGGACACUCUGGCUACAGAAAGUAAUGCUUGCUCGUCAAUGCUCAGUGAGACGAGUGAUUCAGAGAUUGACAGCCACACUGAUGACACUGAGUACCUGGGUAAUUCUGUCAUCCAUGCAAUUAUAAUUCCCAAUUACAAGGAGGAGAUGGAUUGUCUGAAGGAGACAUUGGAGGUCUUGGCCUCUCAUUCCCAAGCUCGAAGAUGCUACGAUGUCCACCUCGGCAUGGAACAGCGCGAAGUCGAAGCUGAAUCAAAGGCUCUCAAGCUCGUCAGUGAGUUUACCUACAAGUUCCGCUCUAUCGACUUCUCCAUCCAUCCUGCAGACAUCCCGGGGGAGGCUGCCGGGAAGGGCAGCAAUCUGGCUUGGUCUGCUCGGAAAGUCAGCGUCAAAUAUUCGUUGGGGAUGAGGUGGAAUGUCAUCUUGACUGGCAUUGACGCGGACAGCCAUCUUUCACCCAGCUACUUCACCAACAUCACCAGCAUGCACCACGCCUACCCUGACACGGCAUCAACUACUCUGUAUGCGGCGCCAAUCAUCUUUGACCGCAACGCCCACAGCGUGCCGGCCAUUGUCCGCGUGGCCGACAUUCUCUGGUGUGCGGCCGGCAUGUCUGGUCUCUACAAGGGCUCGGCUAUAGCGCCCCCUACUUCGGUCUAUUCUCUGCCCCUGGCCCUUGUCGAUCGUGUUGGCGGCUGGGACUGCGACGCAGAGGCCAUCGGCGAGGACCUACACAUGUACAUCAAGUGCUUCUUUGCAGUGAAUGGCAACCUGACAUGUCGAACCGUGCUUAGCCCCGUAAGCCAGAGCAACGUCACGGGCGGCGGGAAAGGAGGCUUCCGAGGGGCCAUGGCUGAUAUCAAAGCACGUUACAAGCAGGCGCUCCGACACAUGUGGGGAGCACUGGAUACCGGCUUCGCUCUGCGCAAGGCAGCUGAGAUGUGGAAGGAGCGCAAACAGACGACGAGAACGUUCCGACCUCUCCACAGCCAGGGCAACGAGUCGAGCCUCUACAUCCCCGACAUGGACUUUACGAGCACCGCCGACGAAUCAGCCGGGAGCGGCAUCUUCUCGGACCUGACCCGGGACACCAUCAAGGAACCGCACUUGGAGAGGGUAUUCUAUCUCUUCCACCGGCUGUUCGAGGCACAUUUUUUGCCGGUCCACAUGACCAUUCUUGUGCUGGCCUCGGCCUUGUACGUUUGGCUCACAGAUGGCAAUGGCGACCCUCACAAGGUGGCUUGGACCUUUACUCUGUCCAACAUGCUGCGAACCACGGGCUUCGUGGGCGUAGCCUGCUACCUGUUCCUUUACGAAAGCUUUCACCGGAUAUGUGUAACCGCACGCGAGAAGGAGAUGACGCGCGCGCAUCUCGCCGACGGUAUGUGCUUUUCGCACCGCUCGCUCACGAAGAACUACAUGGACUACAUGCUCGUGCCGGUGGUGGCCCCCCUCUACGGCGCCAUACCCUGCGCCCAGGCCGAGAUAUGUCAUCUAUGGACGGUCGACCUGGUGUACGCUGUUAGCAAGAAAGUCACACGGCGGAGACGCGGGUCCAAGGAUGCCAUGGACAUUGUCUGA